Molecule: messenger RNA, 2208 nt
Organism: Morone saxatilis (striped sea-bass)
Lineage: Eukaryota; Metazoa; Chordata; Actinopteri; Moronidae
Product: transmembrane 6 superfamily member 1-like
Exons: 10
Coding region: 242-1351 (369 amino acids)
Cellular component (GO): lysosomal membrane
Source: RefSeq, a predicted model, not a curated record
UAGGAGGCAGAGAGGCAUAGAGGUAGGUUAGAGAGAGAGAGAGAGAGAGAGAGACGAGCAGAACAAGACAGAGCAUGCAUGCACUGCAAGUUUUUGCCUCAUUUGCAUUGUUAGACUAACGGUGACUCUUUGCCCCAAUGUCUUGAAACAUGAGUUGCAGACUAAACAUGGGAGUUUUCUGCGGCUGAAAUACUUUAAAUUCUCAGUUCUCAGAAGACAAAACCUUCAAACCUCGUCCGAAAUGAGCGCGUCUGCAGGGACUGGGGUGUUUGUGCUCUCCUUGACGUCCAUCCCCAUCUGCUAUUUAUUUAAUUCCCUCAUUUACAACAACAGUGCUGAAGCUUUUUGCUUCGCUGGCUGUACAACAGUCUUCAUUCUGGCCAUUUCAGCCCGUUUUAUGCUCAAGAAGAAGGCUCCAGCAGAUCCUCUUUUCUAUGUGUAUGCAGUGUAUGCAUUCCUCAGUGUGGUGAAUCUGAUCAGCGGGCUGGAGCAGGACAACAUCAUUGAUGGAUUUGUGACGUUUUACCUCAAAGUGGCAGAUCCACAUAUCAACACAGCACACGGGCACAUGAUCUCCUACUGGGAUGGCUGUGUGCACUAUCUCAUGUAUCUGCUCAUGAUUGCUGCCAUUACUUGGGGGGACAGUUACCGAGCCAUUGGACUCUACUGGGUGGGAUCUUUUCUCAUGCAUGCCAUAGUCUACAUUCUUGGGAAUGCUAUUGGGAAAUAUGGGACCCACAUUGGCCCUUUCUUCCUCCUCCACAUGCUAUAUAUCACAGUGUCUGUCUGGGCCUGCUUCCACAUCUUCAGCCAGUCCUCCACACGGGAUGUUCAGCGGACUAGUAUCCAGGCGGCUGAAAGAAAAGGAUUAUUCCACAGACCUCUGGACUUACUGUUCACCAUCUACCUCAUCCCUGCUUUUGCUUUCUGUGUCUUCAGAGGCCUGAUUGUUCUGGACUGUUCCAGCAAAUGGUGUCAAGAAUACACACAACAGUAUGAGCCUUACCUCAGAGACCCUUCAGCCUAUCCCAAAGUACAGAUGCUGGCGAGCAUGCUGUACUCUGGACCAUACUACAUCAUUACUCUCUACGGGCUGAUGGUCCCAGGAUGUGAGUGGAUGAGGGACCUGACUCUGGUACACUCAGGAGCACUGGCACAGGCCCAGUUCUCUCAUAUUGGUGCAUCUCUUCACACACGGACACCGUUCUCCUACAGAGUGCCUGCUGACAGACAGCCUGUCUUCUUGCUGGUCAAUGUCCUGUAUGCUGUGGUGCCUCAGGCUCUGUGCUACCGCUGCAACACGCGGCCUGCCUUCUUUCUCAGGACAACGCCAGAUAAGAAGACUGAAUGACAGAAAGUGUCAGGGAGAGACAGAGACUGCCAGGGAUGUCAAGGAUGCCUAAAUAAAAGGCUGAAAUACUUCCUGACCUGUGAUCGCAAUUAUUAGCAGUUGCUAUUUUUGGAGAGGGAGCUGCGAUGAGGGCUGAGUGAAAGUAUUAGAAACAUGACAAAAUACUCCAGUGUCAAACCAAGUUUGUGUCAUUUAUGUUCUGCUGCUUAUUCUGAAAAAAUAAAAAUGUGUUUGAGUGAAAAGCACCAGCAGGCACAGGAAGACACACACAAUGUCACAGUACAAAUGCUUUAGUGGUUUAGGACUUGUUUAUAGGAUUCAAAGUACUUGACAAUACUUAUCGUUUUUUGGUGCUUUCUUGUUGGCACUGAGGUCUGUCUUUUCCAUAUAAUACAGUAUUGUUUAUACAAUGUAUAUGUACAUAGAUAUUAAACCAUUUAAGGGAAUUUAGUAACCAAAACAUAUUUUUUGUUGUUGCAUUAUUUAGUCACACUAUAAGAAUAUUCAAUUAGUUUUGAUGCACUUCAGAUUUGGUCACUUUCAAAGGAAUGUUAAGUUCAUUCAAAUGUACUGGAGAUGUUCAUAUUUGAAAAAAAAAACAAUGCAAUAACAUUCAGAAAUGCUUUAAACUUAUAAGGCAAAGGUUUUGUACUGCAUUUAAAAUGAAGUUCUAAUUAUUACACUGAAUGUAUCCGAUAAAGUGAGGGAUGGAAACAUUUAGGAAAUAUGAACUAUGUUUGUAAUCUUUGUCAUUUAGAAGACAAAACAUUUUUUCCAUUUAUUUUUUCACUGUACAUUGUAUUCUACCAGUAGGAAUUUAGUCACUCACUGAAGUGCAAAUGGCAAAUGUAUGUACU